UUCUCAACGUGAGUAGAAGUGUGUGCUGGAGAGGGAUGGAAUUCCAGCCGGAAAGUUCCAGUCGUUUCCGGAAGCUUUACCUCCUCCUGUACCUCGAAAUUCAGGUUGCAGGCCUGAGAGAGUGUGAAGGGGGCCGUCUCCCUGAGAGCCCGCUGGUGGGCACACUGGGGCAGAGGGUGAUGUUCACCUCAACGCCAGCAGAGACGUUACCGCCCAACGUGACAUGGGAAAUAAGGAAAGGGGACCGGAUUAUCUGCAACGGGAAGACCGGGGAACACUGCUUCGCAAACUUCCGAGGGAGAGUUCUACUACAUCCCGGGAAUUUCACCGUGGAAUUAAGAACGGUCCAGCAAUCAGACGAGGGAAUGUAUCAAGUUCGAUUCCAAACGGAGUGGAAAAUCCUGCAUCAGGAGGGAUUCAGACUCCGAGUGUAUGAGGCCAUUUCCCAGCCGUUCAUCACCACCACCAACGUCUCCAUCAAUGGGAGCUGCGCCGUGACGCUGACCUGUGUAGUGCAGAAAGGCAGCCACGUAAACUUCACCUGGCACCAGCAGGAGGCGGCGGUGGGCAGGCAGCCUGUGUUCCACCACGGUGAGAGACUAGAUGUGAAUCUCUCAGAGAACAUGACCCUGAAGUACACGUGUGUUGUUCAUAACCCAGUCAGUGUCCACAACGUGACCAUCCAACUGCACAACAGCUGUCAGAGCCCAGAGCUGAUGGACCCCUCUGAAGAUGCUGAGCUGAUGAUUAAGGGGGGAAAGUUGGUUACUAUUCUGGGAUCUGUCGCUGGAGGCUGUCUCCUGGUUUUGCUCAGCAUCUUCUGUGGAAUGAUCUCCCUUCAAAGGCUCAAGACCCCAGACCAGGAUGCUGAGCUUCAGAGUCAGUCAAUGACCGUUUAUGCUGCCGUUAGUCCCAGAAUCCCACGGCCUCAGACUCAGCAAGGUGUAACCCUCCCGACAAAUUCACAGUCGAACACCGUUUACUCCGUGAUCAUUGGACAUCCGUCCGUGUGACUGGUGUUCCAAAGCCCCCUCUGUGUGUCUGGAUCAGAUUGCUUUCUCUCUGUUUCGAGUCCCUACAGUGUGGAAACUGGCCAUCCGCUCCAUCAUGUCCAUGCCAACCCAGACCCAGCGCAGCCCCGUAACCCUGCACUUCCCGUGGCCAACCCACCCUGACCUGCACAUCCUUGGACUGUGGGAGGAAACCGGAGCACCCGGAGGAAACCCACGCAGACACGGGGAGAACGUGCAAACUCCACACAGUCAGUCCCCCCGCGAGGGUGGGAUCGAAUUCAGCUGUCAAUCCCAACCUGGAUCCCAUUCUCACUGGUUAACAGCUAGCUUAGCUGGCUCAACAUAUCGCAUCCGUUUGAUAUUUGGGUAUAAAUUCUGUGUCCUGUGAUCCUUUCUGACAACCCCCUGGUGAAGGAGCGUCGCUCCGAAAGCUAGUGCUUCCAAUUAAAC
Hemiscyllium ocellatum (epaulette shark) is the source of this 1463-nucleotide messenger RNA. RefSeq names its product SLAM family member 9-like. The record is from RefSeq and is a predicted model, not a curated record. The transcript is spliced from 7 exons. Bases 36 to 1013 code for a protein of 325 amino acids. NCBI's taxonomy places the organism in Eukaryota, Metazoa, Chordata, Chondrichthyes, Orectolobiformes, Hemiscylliidae.